GAUUCCAGUCUCUUAUUCAAAUCAGUGCAUGGUUGCUAGGGGAAUUUGGACCCUAGCAAUCAGAUUGCUGAAAUUGCAAACUGGAGAGCUGAAAAUAUCACAUUCUACAUCAUACGAAGGGGCAGAUUUAUCAAGGGUCGAAGAAUCCAGCCUUGGGAAACAGCCAUGGACGAGUACACUAAAAUAGAAAAGAUCGGAGAGGGCACAUAUGGGGUUGUGUACAAAGGUCGUCACAAAGCAACUGGCCAGGUUGUUGCAAUGAAGAAAAUUCGAUUGGAAAACGAAGAGGAAGGUGUCCCAAGUACAGCAAUCCGAGAAAUAUCACUACUUAAAGAGCUUCAGCACCCUAACAUAGUUUGUCUCCUAGAUGUCCUCAUGCAAGAUUCAAGGUUGUAUCUUAUCUUUGAGUUUCUCUCCAUGGAUCUAAAGAAGUAUUUGGACUCCAUACCCAGCGGCCAGUAUAUAGAUACGAUGCUCGUUAAGAGUUACCUAUACCAGAUCCUACAAGGCAUUGUAUUUUGCCACUCCAGAAGAGUGCUACACAGAGACCUGAAACCGCAGAACCUGCUCAUCGACAGCAAGGGAGUGAUAAAGUUGGCAGAUUUUGGGCUAGCCAGAGCUUUCGGCAUUCCAGUUCGGGUUUACACACAUGAGGUAGUGACAUUAUGGUACAGAGCCCCAGAAGUGCUGUUGGGGUCAGUCCGAUAUUCCACGCCGGUUGAUGUUUGGAGCAUAGGAACCAUUUUUGCUGAGAUUGCCACAAAGAAACCCCUCUUCCACGGUGACUCUGAAAUUGACCAGCUCUUCAGGAUAUUCAGAGCUUUGGGAACACCCAACAAUGAGGUGUGGCCAGAAGUAGAAUCUUUACAAGAUUACAAGAACUCAUUCCCCAAAUGGAAAGGGGGGAGCUUGUCGGCGAACGUGAAAAAUAUCGAUAAGGAUGGGCUGGACCUACUGGCUAAAAUGCUAAUCUAUGAUCCAGCCAAGAGAAUUUCCGCACGUAAAGCUUUGCUGCACCCCUACUUCGAUGAUUUGGAUAAGUCCAGCCUUCCUGACAAUCAGAUUAGAAACUAACACAUCGAGCGUAGUUUCUGUAUGGGAAUCUUGAUGUAAAUCACUUUCUUUUUUUUUUAUUGUCUGUAUGUGAUAUAUAUGUGUGUGUGUUUGUCUCGUCUUCUGCUGCUGAUAUUGCUGCACCCUAAGUACUUAUAUAUGCACCACACUCUAAUGUAAAUAUGGACUUGCCAAACUUGUGUAUAGAUGCAUCUCCACACUGACAUUUCAUUUCCAAUAAAGCUUUAUUGUAUAUUGCUGAAAA
This is a messenger RNA of Xenopus laevis (African clawed frog), 1318 nucleotides long. It is a transcript of the gene cdk1.S, whose product is annotated as cyclin-dependent kinase 1 S homeolog. Gene Ontology annotation, molecular function: RNA polymerase II CTD heptapeptide repeat kinase activity; ATP binding; protein serine/threonine kinase activity. Gene Ontology annotation, biological process: regulation of transcription by RNA polymerase II; chromatin remodeling; G2/M transition of mitotic cell cycle. NCBI's taxonomy places the organism in Eukaryota, Metazoa, Chordata, Amphibia, Anura, Pipidae. The transcript has 8 exons. Bases 166 to 1074 code for a protein of 302 amino acids. Gene Ontology annotation, cellular component: cytosol; nucleus. The record is from RefSeq and is a predicted model, not a curated record.